Messenger RNA from Sinocyclocheilus rhinocerous, 2464 nucleotides. RefSeq lists its product as uncharacterized. The transcript has 2 exons. The coding region runs from base 1068 to 2375 and encodes 435 amino acids. Gene Ontology annotation, biological process: proteolysis. The record is from RefSeq and is a predicted model, not a curated record. Gene Ontology annotation, molecular function: aspartic-type endopeptidase activity. Lineage: Eukaryota; Metazoa; Chordata; Actinopteri; Cypriniformes; Cyprinidae.
GACAUGCACAAACAAAUUCAAGAACUUAAUAGAAAGCAUGAGAAGACUAUGGCAGCAAUUGCUAACUUGAGCAGAGAGCCGACCAGGUCAUAUAUUUAUGUACCAAGAGAACGUCACAUACAACCGUUCAGUGGUGAUUUUAACAAAGAUGGGAGAGAUGUUGACGAGUUUAUUGAAGAAGUAGAGAGGGUGAUACCUGCUAGAAGUCAGUCUACAGAGGACCAGUUAGACUUUAGGGUGAUACAUGCUAGAAGUCAGACUACGGAGGACCAGUUAGACUUUGUCCUCUCACUUCUAAAGGGGGCAGCUUUAGAGGAGGUCAGAAUGCGAAUGGGGAAUGAUCCAAAACACCCAUGUGACAUUUUUGAAUAUCUGAGAGCAGCUUUCAGAGAAAAGCGCAGUGUAUCUCAGUUAUUGCAAACCUUCUAUAGCCGUAAACAAAUAGAAGGGGAGGAUAUUCGUGCCUACUCGCAUGCACUGUCCCAGAUUCUGAAUUCCAUCCAGAAACAAUCACCAAAUGCAAUGGCAAAUGAGAGUAUGGCCAUUCGAGACCAAUUCAUUGAGGGCAUUAGAGACGCUAGCCUUAGGAGAGACCUUCGGAAGCUGGUUAGAGACAAGCCAGAGUCAACACUUAUUGAAGUGCGAGAUGAAGCUCUCAUGUGGUCUUUAGAAGAUCACAAGCCUCGUGUCCCAAAAGUGAUCAGCAAUCGAAGUGUUGUGUCUGAGGCCGUUGAAGCCCAGUGUGCUGCUGUUGCACCUGAAACAAAAACAGUUAGUCUUGAAGAAGUUUUGAAAAUCGUAGCAGAACAAGGAAGGGCUAUAGGAGAGCUAACUCAAGCUGUGGAGAAACUCACCACACAGUGCAUCAAGUCAGAGCCUGUAACCCAACGCAACCCCAAGGUACAGCCAAGGUUUACAGAUGAUGGGCAGCCAAUUUGUUUCCGGUGUAAUGGUGUGGGACACAUUGCUAAGAGGUGCGUGAGAAGAAACAAACCGGCUGCUACCGAGCAAGCUACUGGCUCUGGACCUCAGGGAAAUGCCCACCCUCGGUUGCUGUGAGCCAGGCAAUGCGAGGGCAGUCGAUUGGCUCAACUAGUGUGGAUACUAGUCGUGAUAGACUACUUGAACGUGCUGUGGGAAAAUGUCCUGUUGCUAAUCUCAAAAUAAAUGGGGUGAGUGCCGCUUGUCUGCUGGAUACAGGGAGCCAAGUCAGCACUAUUUCUGAGAGGUUCUUCAGGGAACACCUGUUUGGUGAGGAUGAAGAUAUGCUCUCAACAGCCGGCUGGCUGAAGAUAACUGCUGCCAAUGGUUUGGACAUACCUUAUCUCGGUUACCUUGAGUUGAAAGUUGACACCAUGGGUGUUGCCCUUCCUGAAUGCGGUUUCCUCGUAGUCAGAGACACACUGAACUCCCCUCUUGUACCAGUGCUAAUUGGCAUGAACAUUAUCAGCAGAUGCAGACAACUAGUACAUGCAGAGUUUGACACCACCCUUGGUGGGAAAUUGCAGUCUAAUUGGAGGGAGGCAUUUCAACAACUGCACCAUGCCAGUAGCCAAGAGAAGAGGACAGCUGUUCGUUUAGCUGGAAAAGACAUGGUACACAUACCUGCUUCCUCAGUUGCGACGGUGAUGGCUAAAAGCACAAAACAUAUGUCACGUGAUGGCUCAUCUGACUACCUGCUAGAGCCCUUGAAUGUACCGUUACCAGGUGGAUUGAUUGUUGUUCCCUGUCUGGUAGCCGCGGGGAAACCGUUGUUUCCCGUGCAGGUGGUGAAUCUUUCCCCAGAGGACAUCUGGUUGCGGGCCCGCACCAGGCUUGGGACUGUAACUCACGUUGAGAGUUUGAAAUUAAAUGAGACCUGUGAGGUUAAGUUCCAGCGUAUUUCGGCUGAUAUUGAGGAAAUCACUGUUAACACCAAAAGCGAUCAGGUAUUGGAGAACAGCUCGAAAGAGUUCCUCAGCAAGCUCCAUAUCGGUGGUACCCUUGAGCAGCAAGCAGAGCUGAGUGAGCUGUUAAUGCAGUUUUCUGAUGUGUUCGCUUUCGAGGAUGAAGACCUUGGUUUCACCGAUAAGGUGCAACAUGAGAUCCAUGUAACUGAUGAUGUCCCAGUGACACAGCCUUACAGGCGUAUCCCACCCACUCAGUACAAGGAAGUUAGAGAGCAUAUCAGUAAGCUUCUCAAGAAAGGAGUGAUCCGAGAAAGCACUAGUGCAUAUGCUUCACCUAUUGUACUAGUGAGGAAAACAGAUGGUAGCCUUAGGCUAUGCGUUGAUUAUAGACAGCUAAACUCCAAGACACAACGAGAUGCAUUCCCGUUACCUAGGAUCGAUGAGAGUUUUGACACUUCAGGGAGCAACAUUCUUCUCUUCAAUUGACCUGGCGAGUGGAUAUCAUCAGGUUGCCGUUCAUGAGCGUGACAGACAUAAGACGGCCUUUACAACUCCUUUUGGGAUUUUUGAGUACU